Messenger RNA from Pieris macdunnoughi, 2586 nucleotides. The record is from the annotation of a GenBank genome assembly. Lineage: Eukaryota; Metazoa; Arthropoda; Insecta; Lepidoptera; Pieridae.
AUGGACGUUACUGACUAUAAUUGGGUUUCCAAAGCUACCGAUAAUAUUGAUAAGUAUCUACACAGAGGAGGAGAUGGUAAAGGAAAUGAACCACAACUUCUUGGAGGUACAGACCUUGCUAAUACAAUAGGUAUAGCGUUGGGAUUAACUCUUAGUGAUCCAACUACUUGGUCGGAGUAUGAAUUACAACAGGCAGAAAGAGCGAAUCUCUGCUUUUUUAAAGGAACUGCUCGUGAAGCCAUAAACAUUAUUAUAGAAACAAUUAAAGAGCGUUGCAAUGGUGAUGAGUUCAAUUUUAUCACUGUGAUUCCUAUUGAGCUAAAUUUCAACAAUAAACUGUAUGAAAUACCGGUAUUUAAAGUACAACGUUAUCGAAACUCAACUAUUUACUAUGUUGACAAUAUAGGAAGAUAUUACACCAGCUUCCGUGAUUGGAACAACAAUAAUAAAUUACCACCUUGUAAAAUAAUAUACCCCAAAGGACUCGAGUUAGUCUCUAAUGGGAAUCAUACUGCUGUUACGCCGCCUUAUAAUACGACCGUUGCUAGAGUAGAGAAUCAAGUUACAGAAGGCGUUGAUAUUGCUGCUGGAGUAAUAGGAAUCGGCUCAGCUGUAGGACUAAUUAUCUUAUCAGGUCCGUUUGCACCAUUUUUAGCAGUAGCAGGUGGGGCAAGUGCUAUAUGGGGCACUACCAGAGCAGUUUCUGAAUUAGUUGAUAGAGGUGAUCAUGGACAAACGAUUGAUCCCUUUAAGGAUGAAACAGCUAGAAUGUUAUGGUUAGGUGUCGCCGCUAAUGUAACUGGUUUUGGGGCUAUGGGUGUCAGUAUGAGAGUUUCAGCGGUCGCAGCUCGUGGAAUAGAACUAGCAAACGCGCAAAAAGUUUUCACAAAUGUAGUUAAUGGCGUUAGCUUAAGCCUUAACUCUGUUGCGAUUAUUAACAACACAGUUUACUUAAUUCAGCAUAUUAAAGAAAUGAGUGCAGGUGAAAUUUUACUAAAUCUAGCCCUCUUAGCAUUCUGGACCAAGGGAACCUUUACAUUUAAAAGAGCAAGUGUUAUUAUGGAAGAGGCUCAUAAUGAAGCGUUUGCUCGUAUAUCCCAAGAACUACCUCCAAGCGCACGAGAUGAAUUUGCAGAAGUUAGAAGUAGAGUGCAGAAUGACGAAAAUCUACUUAAUUUAUUUCAUACUGCUCACAGGUCAAAUAUUUCUACAAGUGAAUUCUCUCAUCUAAUGAUAGAUGGUAUGCAUUACUUUGAGCACGUAGCAAGACUUAACCCCGAACAAAAAGAAGCUUUUUUAAGUUUGCGUAAUUACCUUCAUGACGACAUGCGACUUCUUACUGGUUUACAGCGGUUUUCUCAAGCAUCUCAUUUAAAUAGGGAAAUUACACUUGAGUUAGUUUUGACACUGUGGCAAAGGUAUACAAUUUCACCUUCUUGGGGCGAUAUAAAAUUAAUCAACGGCAGUAUUAUAAUAGGUAACGCUCCACCUUUCAAAAUUACAGAAACGCUUGAAUUGUCGUCGCCCCUAUUUAGAUUUGUCGGUGAACAUUUAAGUAAAGUAGAUACAAGCUCCAUGGAUCAGUGGUCUAUUCGAGAGUUAAUAUCAUUUCAGGAUCAUGGGUUGUUUACUAUAUGUCCAGUAACUGCAAUUAGUAAAACAGGCUAUUCAACAAUUGCAUUUAAUGGUCUAAUACAAAUUAGUUUAAGAAAGCUACAGUCAAUAUCUACCGACUCACUUGAAUCAAUGUUCAAAAUGAUUGGCGAGCUAAAACCAGAGGAUACCGUCACUAGCUCAAAAUUACCUUCCGACGUUGUAAAAUUAUGUGUCCGUCAAUACAGAUUGCGUUUUGAGGUACAUAGAAAAGAAAGUUUAGAAUGGGCCCGCGGAUCAGUUACUCAAGAAAAUUUAAUAAAUAUACUCAAAGAAAAUCUUUUACCACACGAAAAGGACAGAUUGUACACUUUUAAAACUGAAGUAAAUAUGAUGAAAGCUGACGUGUAUAUGAAUGACAUGAUGAAGUUUGUAUCUGAGAUGAACCCGAAAAAUGUAAGUGAAAUGGUGGCGUACAGUGAAUUUGCAAUGACAUAUGUCGAUGAAACAUCCGCAAACAUUGAAGCAAGCCUUCGAAAUGGCACCACAAAAUUACCGCACAAUGCGAAGAAGGCUGUCUGGCUGCGUCAACAAGCAAAAGAGAAAACAUUUCACAACACGACAGAGCUGAAGCAAAAGUUGAAUGAUUUCAUGAAAAUAGUAGAUGAAAAAGACAUGGUUGGAGUGCAAGUGGUACCAAAGGGACUACCUGAUGAGAAACUAGUUGAAGAAAUUCGUUCAUUAAAGAUAAAAUUUGGUGGAAGAGCUUCCGCUGCUUAUCAUAUCUAUAAACAUAGUACCGAGCCACUUACUGCUUAUAUAGACCAAGCUAAUAACACUAUUAAAUCGCCUUCAAGUAGUUAUACGGUAUCGAUUGGCCAAGAAGGUGAUUCAAGAAUUAUAUCAUUUACAGAUGCCAAUGGAAGUGGCAUAGUUCUUGAGAAAGAUGGACGUGUUUUACUCGCAAGCUUUAGAGCUAGUCAUAGAAAAUGA